AAUCAUGUUGCUAAAGACUAUCUACAAUAGACAAUAUAAUAAGUGUUAAGAAAAGAGCCCGAAAUAAACGACAAUUGACCAAAACAAAGUGAAGUUAAUCGGUUAGCUACAAGCAACCGUCAGUGUAAAGUGCUCGCAGAAAAACGUCUUAAGUGCGCGGUAACUGUUGGCGCUUACGGUCUUCUGUGUCGACCUUCGUUGCGGGCUGAUAACAAACACUGGGAUUAAGCGAACAUUGUGUGCGUGCUGAAAUAAACGCUAUAUUCGCGUAGCUUACGGUUCACUUUCGUCCAACUACCUUAGCGCAAAUCAUUCGCUGUUUUGUCGACCGUGUGAAGUUUUGUGAUUAAUCAUAAUAAUCAUGUCACCGACUGGCCAGACUUUAGGGUGUUGCACCAACGAAAACCUUGAGGAUGACCAUCACGAUUGUAGCAGUUGUGGACUAACGUAUCACUUGGAAUGCCUAGCAGCCACAGGUUUGAAAAACACUUCGAACCUCCCGUAUAACUGGAAGUGUCCCGCUUGCACGACCAAUAAGAACAACAAGCAGGCCAAACAAGACUCCACUCCCAUUCGAACAUCCUCCGCGACCAGAGUAAACAAGCGGCCAGCCCUUGCCUCGCCUGAGUCCGAGGCGGCCGCAGGUUCGCAAGAGAUACGCACAAUAGUAGAACAAGUUAUACAAUCGCAAUUUAACUCAAUGAUUAACCAAUUAAAGCAGAGCAUGAUGGACGUAGUAAGUGAUCAACUGAAACCACUUAAACAAUCGGUGCAAGAAAUCAAAAAUUCAAUGGAAUUUAUGAACUCCAGAUUUGAGGACAUUGAAACUGAACAAGUCGCAGCUAAGAAGGCAAUGGGUGAUCUGCAGGUAGACAACACAAAAAUGAAAACAGAAAUUGUUGAACUUAACCAGCGUAUCAACAACUUUGAACAGCAGGUGCGGGCCUCCAACUUGGAACUGCAGUGUGUGCCGGAAAACAAACAGGAAAACCUUAUUUCUAUUGUAUGCAGCAUGGCAUCUACGGUUGGAUCUACGUUGAGCGAGACUAAUAUAUUGAACUGUACACGCAUAGCUAAACUGCACGCCGACAGUACACGACCUAGGUCUAUUGUGGUGCAACUGGCUUCUCCAAGAGUGCGUAAUGAGCUUUUAGCUGCCACCGUAACAUACAACAAAGCAAACCCUUAUGAUAAGUUAAACAGUGAGCAUCUUGGGCUACCCGGCGCGAAGACUCCUGUCUACCUCGUUGAGCAUUUGUCCCCCGCUAACAAGACCCUCCACGCCGCGACAAGGAAAAAGGCCAAGGAACACGGUUACAAGUAUGUGUGGGUGCGCGAUGGCAGGGUCUACGCUAGGAAAACAGACCAGUCGGAAUACAUAUAUAUACGAAAUAUGGACAGCUUAAAUAAAAUUGUAUAGUCUUAAGUUAAGUUUAAGUAGGUAUAUGUUUGCAAGUAAUCCUUGAAAUAUACGUAAAUAAAUUCAAUUUUACACAAAAUAUAACUGAUAUAAACUUCACUGCUUCUGAAAUUGAUUCUUUUGAUGUUUCUAGAACUUACAUA
Messenger RNA from Cydia amplana, 1563 nucleotides. RefSeq lists its product as uncharacterized. Gene Ontology annotation, molecular function: single-stranded RNA binding. Gene Ontology annotation, biological process: retrotransposition. Gene Ontology annotation, cellular component: ribonucleoprotein complex. The record is from RefSeq and is a predicted model, not a curated record. The transcript has a single exon. NCBI's taxonomy places the organism in Eukaryota, Metazoa, Arthropoda, Insecta, Lepidoptera, Tortricidae. The coding region runs from base 362 to 1420 and encodes 352 amino acids.